This is a messenger RNA of Amoebophrya sp. A25, 3747 nucleotides long. The record is from the annotation of a GenBank genome assembly. NCBI's taxonomy places the organism in Eukaryota, Dinophyceae, Syndiniales, Amoebophryaceae.
CACGGCGAGUGGUACUAUACUUCCUACAAUGACCUGCUAGGCUUUGAAGAAGACCCCCUUUCAAAAGCUUCUUUGAGGGGACCAGAUUUAGUUAUAGUAUCUAGAUGAAAUCAAUUAAAAUACUAUGUCAGAAGAUAAUUCAAAAUCGAAAUCUGUAGAUCAUGAGCACUAAAAACACAUCAACGUUUUUUUCUCCACACAAACUAAAAACCAAACGCAAACUCCAAUGGCCUCCCCAACCAAGAACCUUCCAGCAGCGCCCAUCAUCCAGCGCAUGCAAUUUUCCCAUGCACCGAAGACCAAAGCUGUCCAAAGAGCCUUAGCGGAACACCUAGUAGAGACAAAACAACUCGAUUACGCAGAGAAGCAUAACGUUUCCAUGAUGAAUUUGAAGACGGGAGGCUCGAGGGGAGGUCCCUCGUCGGCGUCGGUUUCGUGGAUGUCGGAUCAAAGGGUACAACGUGCUUACCUUCACCAAUCGCACCAAUCGCCAUUCUUCAGUACAACUAGUCAAAAUCUUAAUAUUUGUGAUGAAUGAUUCAAAAUCUUAUAAUAUUUGUGGUGAAUCGCUAGCUAUCUGAUGAAUCACUACUAGCUACAUUUAGCUUUAGGAGGUUUCAAAUGAUGAUGCUGAUGGUUAGUGAAGAACAGGAUGUUGAAUAUGAUCUUUUUUCACCCAGGGUUUCCACCAAAAUUCCACCGACGACUGGAACGCGAACGAAAGCUGGUCCCCGUCGAAAACGAGUCAGCAAAUGAGUCAGACCUUUCACGGUGGUUUCAGUUUUGGCGGAUCGACGUCCUCCACUGGUCCUAGACGAGGAGAUGGUCCAGGUGGUCCAGGUGGAGAUUCUAGAAGUUCUUUCCCAUCAAUGUCCAUGCCUUUUCACAGAAAAGACCUUCAUGCUGGUAACUACGACAAAGAUGGCAGGUUUUUGUCUCAGACCCCAGUCGACCAGUAUGGGAGGAUUCUAGUGAAGAAUCCAAGACAACAAGAACAUAAUAAGGAAACAAGGAUCCCGGAAAGAGCUUUGCGAGCAGCGGCAGUCACAGCAACAGCCUUUUAUCCGCCAGUCUUGCGGAAAUUUCAUGAGGGUUUGCCGGUGAUAAGUGACCCAGAUCCGGAUCCGCCCACGACGUUGAGAAAACUGGUGAAGACGUAUCAUCGUGGAAGUGGCAGUGGAGGUCUAACCUCUGGAUCGAAAACCAAGAGCGGAAAGGGAAGGCGAGGCGGCCAUUCAGGAUCAGCUCAGCAUUAGGGCAGAGUAGUAGAACAGGAAUAUAUUGCAUUAGGGCAGAGUAGUAGAACAGGAAUAUCUAAUAUAUCUUCACGAGGAAGAAGGCCACCACGCGAAUAGUCAUCGCGCAAGUACUAGAGUCUCAGCUAUUCGAAAACUCAAAAUAACCGUGUUACUGAAUGAAAUAUGCAUAUGGGAGGUACAGGUAGCUAGCUUUGACAAGGCUACAACUCUUUCUUCUCAUCAGUAUCUCGGUUAUUCCGAUGAUCAGUUACUUGCUUAUUUCAGUUUUUCGAAUACUCGCACUGAUACUUCUGACUGUAAAGUGUAGUAAGUGUAGUCACGCGCAAGAAACCGCCUCACGACUCUUCACUCCUCUAAUGAUUACUCCACAAAGGCGCUCAGGAAGAGGAAUCCACCGCAUUGAUCAGCAAAGAGGAACGCCUCAGACGGGAGACGGUCAAGAGACUCAAAACCGAUUUGUCCAUGAUGCGGAAUCAUCUAUCCAACCUCAAAACGCAGUCACGGCAAGGCCAUAAGUAUCUCCAAGACAUGGUGAAGGAGUAUGACAAUCCUAUGUCGGAACGGCGCUACGAGGCUGGGGAUUUGCGGAUUUUUCAUAGUGUGACAAGUCGAAAAUGGAUUCGACCUAGCGAGAGGUUGUACAACGAACCAAGGAUGGCGACUUUAGAACCGCUGGAGCUGAGGGAGACACUGAAGGAAAAAGCGGGAGCAGGAAGAGAACGUACAACUUGGAGUUUGUUUUGUGAUUUGGUGAAGAUGGUAAAAUUUGUACUAGGUAGUUGUCUGUAGGGCUUAAUAUGCUUUGUAGUAGUACGUUGAAGGUUGAACUUGAUCAUCCAGAAAGAAGGAUCAGCUGUAGCUCACAACUGCUCCUACUCCAACUCCACUUACCAAGAACCCAGAUACCCACGCCACCCCUUAUCGCGGAUACGAAACCAUCAAAGACGUCCGUGGCCUCUCCAAGAAAAUGAAGACAGCCAGUGUCCGUGUUGUGCCAGCAGGCGAAACGUUCCUCACCAAUGCUAUCAGAAGCACCUAUUUCCACGGUGCCAAUGUUGACGGCCCAGCGAGUCUGAAAUCCUUCCACCCUAGUAUGCAAGUGAAGCAACAACCUGUGGCGGUGUACGACUACCUAAAUCGAGGCAACAACAAUCAUGUAGAGAAUCCUGGCAACAAAGCAGAUGACGAAGACAGUGGCUUCGGUGACGUAGACGACGAGGAGUAUCCCUCUAGAGAGAUGGACCUUGGAGAGCAAGAGGAUGGGUAUCUAUAUAUAAGUAAUUCUCGUCUUUGUGACUGUGAGGAAGCACUACUAGUAUAACAGUUAUACUAUAACAAAUAAAACUCUCUUUCUCUUGAAAAAUAUUGCAUCCUCAACAACGUCCUUCUAGUUGUACUCACCACAAAAUCAGCCAAUUAACACCCGGACGGCCGCCGAAAAAAGGCGAAAAGCGCUGGUUUGCAGGUACGGAUGGGAAAUCGCCAGAACAUGCCAGAGGACCAAAGCGGUCGCCCACUACGAGAGAAGCCGUAAAGAAGAACAGGCAUAAGCAGGGCGCCUCUUCAUCAGACGCGUUCUCGCGAUAUAAGACGCACAAGAAAAAAGCUGUCAUACAGAAUCCGGAUGUGCCGAGGGGACCUCAUGAUGCUUAAUCGUGUGCUUCUAUGUGGAUUCCAAGCAACAUUCCGUUUGAACUCAAGAACUCCAUGAUUUGGAUCUGUAGAUACUUUUAGUUAGAUUGAGAAUAUUGAAUGGAAGUCGUAGUCGAUUCUUUAUAGUACAUAAUUUCUUACUUCAAAGGAGGUGCCGACGACGUCAAUUUAUGCACAGCUAUGAUGCACACCAUGAAGCACAACACACAUCCUCUCGAUCUAAACGAGUCUCGCAAUAACUCCUACUCCAUGCUUUUGCAGAUUUUUUCAUAGAUUACCGUUUGAUUGCUCUUCUACUUCAUAGCUCACCUUGACCUCGAUUUCGAUGAGAAAAACCUACAGCUAUCCAGUAAAAGUAUCUUGACAUCACAGAAGAAAGCCAAGGGUCCGCAAGUCCCAGGAGACACCGUUUAUACCUUAUCCUUAUUGAUUUAGGACAUAAUGAGAUGCGAAAUUUGUCGCCGAAAACGAUUUGUUAAUGCACAGGAAAGCAAAGGCGAAUCACUUAUAAAAAUACGGAGCGUUACAGUCAGAAGUCCGUGAUAGAUGUACUCGUGUCUGUGCGGAUGUCGUGGGCUUUCCAAAUUCUAAUUCAUUCACAGUGUUCUCCGGUGACGUGAUGCGAAGUGUGGAAUUCACCUUCAAGAUCAAUGGUUGGUGUACAACAGAUCUUUAAAGAGAGAUACGAGGAAUGCUGCAACAUUGAAGUACUCAUUCAUACUAGCAGAUUCAACAAUAGCAAGUACUAAAAGUCUCAACAGAAGAGAUACAGAUAGCCACUAGAGAUUUUCUCCUACACGGACUUCAAUUAUUUGUUUGGCAAUAAGAAUAAAAA